AUGGGCGACGCCAAAACUAUUCUUAAAACGAAGAAAUUAGCUCCACCAAAAAUGACCGGUGGUGGACAGAAGACUGCCCCUAAAGAAACAUACGAAAAGAGGGUACUAGAUACACGGUCUGAAGUUUCAGGAGAUGUUGGUGGUAAAGUUUGUUUACACGAUCACCAACGACUGGAAAAUACAUAUAAAAUGGUACCAGAUGAAGAACAACGAUUUAGAACAUACAAGGUAGAAAAUCUAAUGAAGGACAUGCUUAAAGAGAGAUUGGAAGGGGUAUCUUACGACGGACCACAGUGUGGUAUCAUAGCAAAAGAAUUAUCAGCGGACAUAAAAUUGAAGGUCAAAGAUCUAAAGUGGUCUCGUCACAAGGUCGUGGUACAGGUUUUGGUAGGCCAGGACUCGGAGCAGAGUGUGCAUUUCGGAAGCAGGUGUCUUUGGGAUAAAAACAAUGAUUCUUUUGCAUGUGCCAAGUACAAAAAUGAAAAUGUGUUUGCCGUGGCAGCAUGCUUUGGUAUUUACUAUGAAUGACGGGUCAUUUUUUAAACAUUUUUUAUUCAUGAUGUGAUGCCCCAAAAGCAGCUGAGAGGAGAUAUAGUGGUUAGAUGUUUACUUUAUGAGAGU
This is a messenger RNA of Ylistrum balloti, 621 nucleotides long. RefSeq names its product dynein light chain Tctex-type protein 2B-like. Lineage: Eukaryota; Metazoa; Mollusca; Bivalvia; Pectinida; Pectinidae. The coding region runs from base 1 to 528 and encodes 175 amino acids. Gene Ontology annotation, molecular function: dynein intermediate chain binding. The record is from RefSeq and is a predicted model, not a curated record. The transcript has a single exon. Gene Ontology annotation, biological process: microtubule-based movement. Gene Ontology annotation, cellular component: cytoplasm; cytoplasmic dynein complex.